Molecule: messenger RNA, 1270 nt
Organism: Fimicolochytrium jonesii
Lineage: Eukaryota; Fungi; Chytridiomycota; Chytridiomycetes; Spizellomycetales; Powellomycetaceae
Exons: 5
Coding region: 295-1170 (291 amino acids)
Source: RefSeq, a predicted model, not a curated record
CGCUCAACACAAUUGAUUUAACUUCUGGUCUGCCUCCUCGAAUCUAGAUGGGUUGCCCUAAGACUGCAGCGACUGCAGCGGGAGGAGGAGGCGGUGGUGGUGGAGGAGGCCGUGGUAGUGGAGGCCGUGGUGCUGGAGGAGGCCGUGGUAGUGGAGGCCGUGGAGGAAGUAGCGCCUGGGGUGGUACUGCGGCGGCAGUGGCGGCAGUGGCCGGAACUUUGCGAUCUACAGUGGGAAUCGAGGCAGCAGGGGUGGGAGGGGUGCGAGUGGCGGGACUCGCAGACAACCCGGAGAAUGGAACCAGCAAUGCCAGCAACAAUCACAACAAUAAUGUUGAAGGAGAUCACGGCAUCAACCAUGACGAUAGGGGCCAUCAAGGCACUUCCUCGUUUCCAUCCUUCUCGUCGUCGCCGCGGCUCCCACAAGGCCGCUUCUGCCUACCUGAUCUGCAGACUCGCCUUCGGUACCGCCCUGGGGACAUGGUGUUCAUCCGAUGUCAGGCGGAACAGCACUUUAUCUCGCGGUGGUCAUCCAGGAAGCGACCGAGCGACAGGCGCCAUGCCUACGUGCAAUUCACCCACCAGGCCGUGUGAAACCAGGGCCUGCUCAGAUAUGAGAAGAGGCUCACAAAAACCUUGGGCGUGGUGGGCGGAAGAAGGAGAAGAAGAAGAACGACACAGGGAAAUAGCGAUGGGACGCGGAGGAGCUCAAGAUGAAGAUGGAGACGGCGACUGCGGCUAUGAUGAAGAUGAAUCUAGCCGGGUGAUGGUCCCCUCCGCCAGGUCUCCGCGUGUUUUGCCAAGCAUUUUGAGACAUUUGGUGUUUUCCCAUGUUGGUCGCCGAUGGCUAUGCCGACGACCUCAGAUUCGUAUGGGACGGGAAAGUAUUUGCGAUCUCGCUCAGGGAUGUACUUUUUGUAAACGUCGAAAGGAGAUUCGGCAUCCAUGCUGUUUCGGUGCUCCGGUGGUGGUGGUGGUGAAGGAAACGGGAGGUAGACGGGUACGCUUUCGAAGGAUCGCUCGAGUCGGCUCUAUGACAAUCGCAUAUUGCUCUCUAUCUUUGGUUACAACCUCCAUACAUGUAAGGGUGCCGUGCUGGACAUUUUCACAUGGAAGCCGCGCGCGUCACCGGAACGUGGGUGAGCUUAUAGGGUUAGGGUUAGGGUUAUGACGGCAUACCUGUCAUACUGUCAGUCCACAAGCUUCAUCGGAUGCAGGGCCUCCUGACUCCGCUUGGCGCCCGGUGAUCCGCCGUGUACACCAUCCAUCCC